UAAAACUUCACAAUUAUGAUUUUGGCCGUGGAUUUCUAUGGUGGUAAUGCGAAGCAAAGCUGGAAAAGAAAAAAGAAGAGAGGAGAAAAAGAAAAAGAAGAAGAAGAAGACGACUCUCUCUCUCUAUCUCUCUCUCUCUACACCCACAGACUCUCUCUCUACACACACUUGUGUCUGUCUGGGUUUUCACCUCUCUCAGAGUAUUAUUACAGAGAACAAAAGUAGAGAUAAGAGCGAACUAGAGAGAGAGAGAGGUUGUGGUUGUGGUGGUGGUGGUUGAGUGAGCGGGCGGCGGCGCGUCUUAUUCUGCGCCGCCUUGGUUUCGGGAAUGAGAUUCUGGGAAUGAAUUAGUAUUAGUAUUAGUAUUGGUAUUGAUAUCGCUAUUACUAUUAUUCUUCUUCUUCGCUGAGUUCGCUUCAUUCCCACGGUAACUUGGUGCCUUUGAUAAGGGAAGAAACAAAGAUUGAUUCAGAUUCUGAUUCCGAAACAAGGCUUUCCCAUUUGGGUAUUUUGCUAAAAUUAAUUCUGGCGGAGCUUAGAGGAACCCUAGAGUUUCUGGUUCAACCCUCGGUGUCGGUGAGUUUAUUACCAGAUCGAUUCGAUUUCAAGUCGAAGAAGAAGAAGAAGAGGAGAGGGUUUCACGAGGUUAAAAUGCUUUGGGUCAAGAGGCUUUCUGGGUUUGUCUCGGCUGCAAUGGUGUUGAUUGUUCUAUCUCCUUCGCUUCAAUCGUUUCCACCGGCCGAAGCAAUCCGAUCUUCACACCAUGAUUCUCAUCUCCUUCGUCUUCGUCCCGAUGAUUCCCUAAACCCAUUUUCAUUCCGAAAGGCACCGACUUUUCGCAAUGCCGAUAAAUGCAGCUCCUCCGACCCUUCAAUCCAUUCUCCAAUCAGCGUCUGUGAUCCCAAUUUGGUCCACGUCGCGAUUACUCUCGACGUUGAAUACCUCCGUGGCUCGAUCGCCGCCGUUCAUUCGAUUCUUCAGCACUCGCUGUGUCCGGAGAGUGUGUUCUUCCACUUCCUGGUCUCCGAGAACAAUCUAGAAGCCCUGGUACGAUCCACCUUCCCUCAGCUCAACUUCAAGGUCUAUUACUUUGAUCCGGCGAUUGUACGGAAUCUGAUCUCGACGUCGGUACGGCAAGCGUUGGAGCAGCCGUUGAAUUACGCCCGGAACUACUUAGCGGACCUACUCGAGGCCUGCGUUCGCCGCGUGAUUUACCUGGACUCCGAUCUGGUUGUGGUUGACGACAUUUCGAAGCUAUGGAGAACGAGUCUAGGGUCAAGAACAAUCGGAGCUCCAGAAUACUGCCACGCAAACUUCACUAAGUAUUUCACGGCGAGUUUCUGGUCGAACGGUCAGUUCUCGUCGGCUUUCUCGGGGCGGAAGCCUUGCUACUUCAACACCGGCGUGAUGGUCAUGGAUCUGGUGAAGUGGAGGCGGGCCGGGUACACGAAAAGGAUCGAGAGGUGGAUGGAGAUCCAGAAGAGCGAUCGUAUCUACGAGCUGGGGUCGUUGCCACCGUUCCUCCUGGUCUUCGCCGGACACGUGGCACCCAUCGAGCACCGCUGGAACCAGCAUGGGCUGGGCGGAGACUACGUCAAAGGCAGCUGCCGUGACCUCCAUCCGGGUCCGGUCAGCCUCCUGCAUUGGUCCGGAAGCGGCAAACCAUGGCUGCGGUUAGACUCGAAACGGCCGUGCCCGCUCGACGCCCUCUGGGCACCAUACGAUUUGUACGGACACUCACAGUGAAUCAAUACAAAGGGGUUAGGGGUCAUCGACGGUAAAUUCCCACCAGUACUGUUUUUGCUACUUUGUUCUUUUUUACUUCUAAAUUUGCCAUUUUUUUUCUUCUUCUUCUUCUCUUUCUCUCAAUUAUUUUGUGUCUUCUUCUUACUAUGAGCUACUCAUUUUUUUUAUAUAAAAAUUACAUUUUUUUUUUCUUCUUCGUUAUUAUUCAGUGGGUUUUAUUUGUAUUUUAUUCUAAUCUUGUUCUUUUUAUUUUAGUCUUUCUUCUGCAAAUAAAAGAUAAAAAAGAGAUACUCAAUUUGUUAUUGUAUAUAAAUGUUACUGGUAUGCAUACUCUGUUUUUUAGAA
Humulus lupulus (European hop) is the source of this 2091-nucleotide messenger RNA. Its product is annotated as probable galacturonosyltransferase-like 7. Gene Ontology annotation, molecular function: glycosyltransferase activity. Bases 652 to 1746 code for a protein of 364 amino acids. The record is from RefSeq and is a predicted model, not a curated record. Gene Ontology annotation, cellular component: Golgi apparatus. NCBI's taxonomy places the organism in Eukaryota, Viridiplantae, Streptophyta, Magnoliopsida, Rosales, Cannabaceae. The transcript has a single exon.